This is a messenger RNA of Trichechus manatus latirostris (Florida manatee), 2433 nucleotides long. It is a transcript of the gene POGLUT2, whose product is annotated as protein O-glucosyltransferase 2. Gene Ontology annotation, molecular function: protein binding; glucosyltransferase activity. The record is from RefSeq and is a predicted model, not a curated record. Gene Ontology annotation, cellular component: endomembrane system. Bases 815 to 2296 code for a protein of 493 amino acids. Lineage: Eukaryota; Metazoa; Chordata; Mammalia; Sirenia; Trichechidae. The transcript is spliced from 8 exons.
CUGGGGCCGCGGCCGAGUCGAGCACGGUCCGGGCACUGCAGCCUCCAGCGUGCGGACAGUCCGCCCGAGACGCGCCUCCGGUUACCCGAGCGAGCCAGGGAAGCGCCCUGGAUGAUCGUGCCCCCCGAACAGCCGACAGAUCACAUUUUACAACACCUUUUUUUCCCAUCAUGUUUUCUACCUGCCCUCUGCACGUGCGGAGGAUAUGAUGACCAAAAAUAAAAUCUUAGCGGUGCCUUCAAACCUCCGUGCCUCUCUUUUGGGCAUCUGUAGUAUUUAUCCGUUCCCCGAAACCGGUGAUCGAAAAGUAAACAAAACAGUGAGAGCUGGGUAAAAGCUGGCAGGAUUUCCGCUAGCACGGUCGCGAACUACAUAUCCCAAGAAGCCCGCGGAGACCGGGACGCGCGUCCACUCCGCCAUCCACUUGGAGAAGGCCUUACUAAGCCUGGCCGCGACACUCGGGCCAAUCGCCUUGGCUUUCACCUUGGUCUGGACCCUGGGACGGAUUCGCCCUCAAAUGAUGCUCCAGUUACAGGACUAACCGAAAUUUAUCUUUGUCUCACAAAAGAGGAGGAGCGUGGUUCUUGUCCGUUCCAGCAGAACGACUGACAUCCUUAACCUGAGCAUGCCAACCCUCCGGUUGUGAUUUUCGUGGAGGUCUGCACGCCUGCUUUGCGCGUUAAGCCACAGGUUUUUGAGCCGUGUUUGCUGCGGUGAUUGACAAGCGUGACCCUGUCGAAGCGGCGGUUGGGUCCUGUCUACAUCUUACGUUUCUUUCUUUAUCCGUGAAUCAUCUCGACGGUCCGUGUUGUAAAUGUUUAGCAUUUUGCUGCUUUACUGCUUAUUUCUGGGAACAAUUCCAGCACUUGCUGAAACCGGCGGAGAGAGGCGACUGAGCCCCGAGAAGAGCGAAAUAUGGGGACCUGGGCUAAAAGCAGAUGUCGUUCUUCCUGCCCGCUAUUUCUAUAUUCAGGCGGUGGAUACAUCAGGGAAUAAAUUCACAUCUUCUCCAGGUGAAAAGGUGUUCCAGGUUAAAAUCUCAGCACCAGAUGAGCAGUUCACUAGAGUUGGAGUCCAGGUUCUAGACCGAAAGGAUGGAUCCUUCAUAAUAAGAUACAGAAUGUAUGCAAGCUACAAAAAUCUGAAGGUAGAAGUUAAAUUUCAAGGUCAACAUGUGGCCAAAUCUCCAUAUAUUUUAAAAGGGCCAGUUUACCAUGAGAAUUGCGACUGCCCUUUGGAAGACAGCGCAGUCUGGCUGCAGGAGAUGAACUGCCCAGAAAUCAUUGCUCAGAUUCAGAGAGAUCUGGCACACUUUCCUACCGUUGAUCCAGAGAAGCUCGCAGCAGAAAUCCCAAAAAGAUUUGGGCAAAGACAGAGCUUGUGUCACUACACUUUGAAGGAUAACAAGGUUUACAUCAAGACUCAUGGUGAACAUGUAGGUUUUCGAAUUUUCAUGGAUGCAAUACUACUUUCUUUGACUAGAAAGGUGAAGAUGCCAGAUGUUGAGUUUUUUGUUAAUUUGGGAGACUGGCCUUUGGAAAAAAAGAAAUCCAAUUCAAACAUCCAUCCGAUCUUUUCCUGGUGUGGCUCCACAGAUUCCAAAGACAUCGUGAUGCCUACCUAUGACUUGACUGACUCUGUUCUAGAAACCAUGGGCCGAGUAAGUCUGGAUAUGAUGUCUGUGCAAGCUAACACGGGUCCUCCUUGGGAAAGCAAGAACUCCACAGCUGUCUGGAGAGGUCGGGACAGCCGCAAAGAGAGACUCGAGCUGGUGAAGCUCAGUAGAAAACACCCAGAACUCAUAGACGCUGCGUUCACCAACUUUUUCUUCUUUAAGCACGAUGAAAGCCUGUACGGUCCCAUUGUGAAACACAUUUCAUUUUUUGAUUUCUUCAAGCAUAAGUAUCAAAUAAAUAUCGAUGGCACUGUAGCAGCAUAUCGCCUGCCAUAUCUACUGGUCGGCGACAGUGUUGUGCUAAAGCAGGACUCCAUCUACUAUGAGCACUUUUACAAUGAGCUGCAGCCCUGGAAACACUAUAUUCCAGUUAAAAGCAACCUGAGUGAUCUCCUAGAAAAACUUAAAUGGGCAAAAGAUCAUGAUGAAGAGGCAAAGAAUAUAGCAAAAGCCGGACAAGAAUUUGCAAGAAAUAAUCUCAUGGGUGAUGACAUAUUCUGUUAUUAUUUCAAACUUUUCGAGGUGAGUAUUUUCCAAGAAAAUAGACGCGUAACUUGUAGUUGUACAUGUCCUCAGGAACAAAUAAUAUUUCAUUUAAUUUCUGAAAGUAUAUUAAUAUGAGGAGAUAUAUGUGUACCUCUGUAAAUGAAAAUCAGAAACAAAUAUUAAAUAGUAAUAAAAAAAUUGUUGUAAAGCAAAGAUUAGCUAGUGGAGAGAACUGCAUCAAGUGGAAAAUAUUAUUAGAACUGUGUGGUAUA